UGAUAGAAAGCAAGUUGAAAAGUGUGUAUAAAAAAACUGCGUAAUCACUCUUGAAAAUAGACAAAAAUAAUUUUUAUUAAAUAAGUUCAUUUAUAAUGAUCAAGUUAAUUGAAAAGAUAGAUUUGUCAGGUGGUACAUUAAUAGUUCCAGCUGUAGCAGUUGGAAAUGUUGGACAACUUGCUAUAGAUCUACUCAUUUGUAGUUUAGAAAUGAAAAGGAUUGGACAUUUGAUAAAUUCCUGUUUUAUUCCUGUCUUGGGAACAGAUCCUUAUAAUGAAUAUUCCAAUGAAUUGUGUACUUCUUGUGAUAUUUAUUAUGAAGCUAAAAAAAAAAUUGUAGCUCUACAAAUAAGAUCACCACCUGUCAAGGAUCUUAAAAGUUUUUUUGAUGAAUUAAAAGAGUUUAUAAGCAAUCAAAAAAUAUCUCAGGUUAUAAUUUUAACUAGUAGUUGGGCUCAUACUAGGACAGAUGUACAAAUAAGAAGUGAACCAAUGCGUUAUGUAGCAUCUCCAGCGAUUGAGAAAAAUUUUGAAUCCAAAUUUCAAAAAUUAAAUUGGCUCAAACUUGAACCAAUAAUAAAUCCUGAAGACGACCGACAACGUUUCCAAAUUUCUGGGGGUGGUUUUGCUGCAAAACUAUUCAACUUCUUCUUUGAAAAUCAAAUUCCUUGUUUAAUUCUUCUCAGAUUUUGCUCUGAAGGCGAUAACAUAGAAGAUGCAGUUGUUUCAUUGAGUUAUUUAGAUAAAUGGCUCGAGUAUGGAAUUAGCUCUACGGGUCCAAUUCUUCUGAAACAUCCUCAUUCUUGGGCCUCACUAUUUGGCAAUCCAGCUCCAGACGAGAUUUAUUGAGUUAUUGUUUAAGUUCUUUCGAUAAUAAAAAAAAAUUUGUAUAAAAAAUUA
This is a messenger RNA of Chelonus insularis, 899 nucleotides long. RefSeq names its product proteasome assembly chaperone 2. Gene Ontology annotation, biological process: proteasome assembly. The transcript is spliced from 2 exons. The coding region runs from base 96 to 848 and encodes 250 amino acids. The record is from RefSeq and is a predicted model, not a curated record. NCBI's taxonomy places the organism in Eukaryota, Metazoa, Arthropoda, Insecta, Hymenoptera, Braconidae. Gene Ontology annotation, cellular component: nucleus; cytosol.